ACUAGUGACGUGGUUUUUACGCACAUGGCACAAGUGCAGCGGGUCAACGACGAAGACGUCUCUCAGGUUCCCGACACUUUAACUUUAAAGUUUGAAAAAGGGUUUGAAGUUCGAAGGGGUUUUGCAUUUAAACAACCCGGUGUUUGUUAGAACCAGUGGCCUCAUUCCCAUCAGCCGCGCACUGGAUAUAUAUUGAAACGCAAUGACAAACACCGUGGGGAAAUCCAAAAACUUCCGCAUUGAUGCGCUGCUGGCGCUCGACGCGGAGCAGAGGACGAGCAGCGACGGCGCGUCCUCGGCGUUUUAUUACGGCGAGAGCCCCGGAGACCGUCCGGUGUCGAACCGCGGGUCUGAGACGCCGUCCUCUCACCCGAACACAACCAACUAUGCUCCGGUCCAGCUCGGGAUCCUGACGAAGUCGCAGCUCCUCAACUUAUCCCAGCAGGGAGCUUCUCUGGCGCAGGAGGCUCUCGUCGGCGGGCACCCGGGCUCCGUGUACCCCCUGGCGGCCCUCGGGGGCCAGCACCCGGCCUUCCUCUACUCCGGCUUCACGCAGCUCGUCCAGCCGCUCCACGAGCAGAUGAAGCGGAUGAUCGGCACGUUCCCGUUGGAACCUUGUGUCCGAGCCGGGGUGAUGAUACCCAGACUUGGAGAUUAUGGAGCUCUGGCCCAUGCAGGCUUGUUGGGGAAGUGUCGUAGGCCCAGGACAGCUUUCACAAGUCAACAGCUGCUGGAAUUAGAAAACCAGUUCAGGCUCAACAAGUACCUGUCCAGACCAAAACGCUUUGAGGUGGCCACUUCCCUAAUGUUGACCGAGACUCAGGUUAAGAUCUGGUUCCAGAACAGACGUAUGAAGUGGAAAAGAAGCCGCAAAGCCAAGGAGCUGUCGGCUCCCGCCGCCUCACUGACUGAUACAGGAAAACAUGGGUUGGACAUGCACGGUGCCAAGCCUCAGGGCGACUCGCAGAGCUCCAGCUUUGAAGAUGAAGAGGAGCUCGAAGGGGACGAGGAUGAGAAAGAGGAGAUAGAAGUGCUAGGUUCUUUAAGCUCUGUUAACUUUAUAAGGCACGGUCUAGGCAGAGCAGACAGCUAUGGAUCGUACUGAGAAUGAGCUGGAAGAGGGAGGCCCAAGAACGAGAAGUGGGGAUUUCUCAUAGUUAUGAAGAUGCGCGUUCUUUUCACUGUAUGUUUAUGAGAGGCAAACGCCACCAGUCGGUCAGGUGAAUACGUAGCUAGUAAGGUGAAUCUUCAUAGCCCAAACCAUAGCGUCAUAUCCAGUACUCCCAAUUGCUGAAAAUGGACCUGGCAUUGUUAUGCAUGGUUUAGGUAUAAUUUAACCUAAACCAACUGAAAUCUGUUGCGCUCAUUCAUAUAUUAACAUAUAAAUGCAAAUGUGUUGAUAAUGUAGGAAUUGGGAACUUAAUAGCACUUUCAUGGAAGGUACUAAGCGUCUGUUUUACAUAUACUGUGACUGUGUCCCCAUCUGUUACAAUAAAUCAAAUAAUAAUAAAAACCUUUUAUAAUUUCACAUUCACCUCAUAAAUAUGGGCGUAACCAGAGGAAUUAUACUCAGGUUAUUGUAGUUUUUAUGAUUAUGAUAUUAUAAUUAUUUUUUAAUGCAUGUGUCUGUGUUUUGUAAACCUUUUUUAUGUUAUAUGUGAUGUGUCUGAUGUAAUUUAAAUGAUAUAAUCUAAUAUAUGUCUCUUUAAGUGCAACGUUAUUAAAUAGUGCUUGUUUGAUAAAUAAAGUUAAGCUCAUAACUG
This is a messenger RNA of Betta splendens (Siamese fighting fish), 1763 nucleotides long. RefSeq names its product motor neuron and pancreas homeobox protein 1-like. The transcript is spliced from 3 exons. The coding region runs from base 203 to 1105 and encodes 300 amino acids. Gene Ontology annotation, molecular function: sequence-specific double-stranded DNA binding; DNA-binding transcription factor activity, RNA polymerase II-specific. Gene Ontology annotation, cellular component: nucleus. Gene Ontology annotation, biological process: spinal cord motor neuron cell fate specification; regulation of DNA-templated transcription; central nervous system development. The record is from RefSeq and is a predicted model, not a curated record. Lineage: Eukaryota; Metazoa; Chordata; Actinopteri; Anabantiformes; Osphronemidae.